UCAGGACACAGCGGAUCACGGAAAGAGCCGAAGAUGUCGGCUCGGUCAUGUGAUCAGCUGUGUCCAAUCACAGCUGAUCACAUGUAAACACAGAAAUGAGACAUGUACACUGAUCAUCAGGGCACUGAUGAUCAGUGUGCCCUGAUGAUCAGUGUGGCCCCAGAAGUGCCACCUGUCAGUGCUCAUCAGUGCCAGUGCCCAUCAGUGCCACGUGCCAGUGCCCAUCAGUGCCACAUCAAUGCCACAUAUCAGUGCAUACCAAUGCACAUCAAUGCCACAUAUCAGUGCAUACCAGUGCACAUCAGUGUCACAUAUCAGUGCCCAUCUCAGCUGCCUUUCAAUGUCACCCAACAGUGCCGCCUAUCAAUGCCAAUAAGUGCCACCUAUCAAUGCCAAUAAGUG
This is a messenger RNA of Staurois parvus, 402 nucleotides long. The record is from the annotation of a GenBank genome assembly. NCBI's taxonomy places the organism in Eukaryota, Metazoa, Chordata, Amphibia, Anura, Ranidae.